CGUCAGGGGAAAAUAAAAAUACUAACGAAAGGGAAGGGCGGACAAGAAAAAACUCGGCGCUUCGCCUUUCGGUCCUUGAAUCCCUGGUCUCGUAUCCUCUCCACCUCUCUUUCUGGUGUUAUUGAGAGGGAGGGAGAUCAAGGGUUUCCAGGGUUUGAUCUUUGAUUUCUUGAUCCGAAGGCGAGGUCGGUCUUGGAGAUGGCGGUGAUCCCUAGAGUUCCUUUUGGUUUGAUGGCCGUCGCGGCCCUUAUCUUCGGCAUCGUCUUGCCGGCCGUCCAGUCCCAGGCUCCGGCACCGGCGCCGACCAGCGACGGGACAUCGAUUGACCAAGGAAUUGCCUACGUGCUGAUGCUAGUGGCCUUAGUCCUCACCUAUCUCAUCCACCCCUUGGAUGCUUCAUCCCCCUACAAGCUCUUCUAAGCCCAUUCAUGGACUGAAUUGAUGGAUUUGUUAGGGAAGGGAGCGGGCAUGGUUGGACUGGUUGUUCAUUUUGUUUGAAUCUGUUGUGGUUUGGGAUUUGAACCUCUGGUUGUUUUGUUUUUACUGGCCGUGGUUUUGAUGAGAUUCUUUUUUUAUGCAUGUCUCCAUCCAGAUUCCUUCAUUCUCCCCUAUAUCAACCAACAGACCCCAUAAAUGCAGCAGAAAUCAUGCGUUUUCGCAUCUUUAGUUGCUGAUGCCUCAUGGUUUGGUAUCAUUCGGACAAGGUUGCUGCUUGUGGGUUGAAACUUGCGUGCCGCAUCUUUAAUUGCUGGAUGUCUAUACAAUUACUGCUUGUAGGUUGCUGCCUGUAUGUGUAUUGACAUGGAGAAGACAUGAAAUGUGCUGUGUUUUAAAAUUCUAGAAGAGCUGUCAUUCAAUGCUUGUGUUUGAUAUUUGAUCGUCUUGAAAUCCAGUGAUUUUUAUUCA
This is a messenger RNA of Phoenix dactylifera (date palm), 906 nucleotides long. Its product is annotated as arabinogalactan protein 41-like. The record is from RefSeq and is a predicted model, not a curated record. Lineage: Eukaryota; Viridiplantae; Streptophyta; Magnoliopsida; Arecales; Arecaceae.